This is a messenger RNA of Polychytrium aggregatum, 2835 nucleotides long. RefSeq lists its product as uncharacterized. The record is from RefSeq and is a predicted model, not a curated record. Gene Ontology annotation, molecular function: protein binding. Lineage: Eukaryota; Fungi; Chytridiomycota; Chytridiomycetes; Polychytriales. The transcript has a single exon. The coding region runs from base 1 to 2835 and encodes 944 amino acids.
AUGCCUGCAUCGAAACCCAAGGCAAAAUCCAAGUCCAAACUCAAACCCAAGUCCAAGUCCAAACGGAGAGUUAUAUCAAAGCCGAAGCCUGCAUCGGAGUCGAGUGACCCAUCCAAGGGAGAUUCCGAGCGCCGGAAACCCCCAGACUCGGCGUCAAGGACUGGCGGUCGAGUUGAGGCAAAGGUCAAUGUCGGCUCCAUGGCUCCGGCAAGUGUGCCCGCUGGGCCAAAGCCGACGCCCGGCAUUCAUCCAUUUCCCGUAUCCGGGACCGAGACUGCUCUCGGACCCAAAGCCGUAUCGCAUCCGGCCCUCAAGCCCAGAGACCUGUACCUUGAGCGUAUUCGUCUGGUCCUCGAUGAUGCCCCUCCAACUUCUGCUCUGCCUUCGGCUGACCAAGUCUUCCAGGCCGUGGAGUAUCUUUCCCACCCCAGUCGAAUGGCCAACCUCAAUGUCCUCGGACAACAAGACUGGAAGCGGAUAGUGGCACACAUCCUGCAGCCGAACGGCCCAAACCUCGAGCAGCAACGACAUGCUCUCGCGGCCAUGUUGGUGCAGCGAUACAUCGAUGCAAAGAGCACGCCAGAAGAUGUCCAGGAUGUUGUUCGUCUCUUUGGCGACACCGCAAACCCGGCUGAGAUCCUGGCUCCCAGCCUCCUGACCUCGCUCCUUUUCGAGCUUGCAUCGCGGCGACAGCUGGAUAUCCUGAAUCGCCUCGAACUGAACCCUGGCUCUCACCACGACGAACAAACUGCGGCCCGGCUGGAGUCUGUCGUUGCCGGCUAUCUUGCCGCCGGAGAUCUCGUGCUGGCGGAGGCGGCAUUUGUGGACUACACCACUCACGACCACUCGGCAUCGCUCACGACGCAGAUACGCUGGAUCCGCUCGACGUUCCGCCAAGACGGUUUGUUCUCCUUGCGAUGGCUCGAGGUCUUUUGCUGCGUCACCGGCACCGAGGCUGCGCCCGAGGCCGUUCUCAAACAGCUGUCGGACCGGAUAGAGCAGAAGCUUACCCUGGAUAUGGCCCACUAUCUCAUCGACGAGUGGAUGCCCACGGCCGACCCGAAGGCAGCAGCCGUUUUGUGCAGUGGCCUUUUGAAAGCCCUGGUGGAUGGGCAGCACGAUGCAUUGGCAGCCAAGACUCUGUGCCGCAUCGACGAUUUGCAGAUCCCAUACGAUAGUGCGCUGCUCUCGUCAAGAAUCCACUUUGCAAAGUCACAGACCACCCACGAUCAUCUGACAAAGAUCCUGGAUCUCAUGGAGCAGUCCAGCCAGCCCUUUGCGUUGGACUGCUAUGCCGAGAUGCUCAGUGAGCUGUUCGCCCGGAACGACCUGAACUCAACCCAGAGACUGAUGGCGAUCGUUUCCAGCCGAGGAGGCGCACUCGACGGCACCUGGGGCUGCCACGUUGCCAAUAUCCAGGUUGCCAACGGUCAAAUCGCCGAGGCCCGCGCGAUGCUUACGGCCAUAUACGAGGGCCCGCUGACAACUGUUUCGCGCGAGCCGUUCAACGCACUCAUCGCCCACUACCUCAAGGCCAACGACUACCCAGAAGCCCUGAAGAUCUUUGAGACAAUGAAGACGAGGAAGGGCGCCGAGCCCACAACCGAGACGCUUGGGCUGCUCGUUCGUUUCCAGCUGAGCCACCGACAGAGCCAGGCCGCACUCCAACUGUACGAGGAAAUGACCGGCCCUGAAUAUGGACUCAAGCCCGACAGCCGCCUCGUCGGGCUCUUCAUCGCCCACCAUUCUCGCCACCUCCAGUACGCCGAGCUCCUGCGCUGGGUCAAGAUCGCCGAGGCCCACAAGAUUCGGCUGGAGCAUCGGUGCUACACAUUGCUGAUCCAGUAUUACUGCUCGACCGGCGGCGAUGUCAAGUCUGCCGAGCGGCUCCUUACCUCAAUGCAACAGUCUGGAUACCGGCCCAAUCUGUUCGACUACCUGCCGCUGAUGCAGUACUAUGCCAAAACCGAGCGCAACGUCCCCAUGGUCAACAAGUACCGGAGGCUGCUGCGGCCGCUACAGUGGCAGGACAGCAGGGUGCGGUCCCGCGAGAUCCGGGCCUUGAUUGCCUGUGGCCAGCUCAAAGAAGCCAAGCAGGUGGUUCGCACGACGCCCCCAGGCGAAAAGAAUCUCAGCUGGUAUCUUGCCGUGAUUGCACUCCACGGCGCACAAAAGAAAAUCAGGUCGAUGGAAGACACCUUUGCCGAGAUGCAGCGUGUCCACAACCUCGGCCCCGGCGACAACUACGGACACCCGGAUCUCAUAUACGGAUACAUUAUUUCGGGCCGCAGGUCUUGCCUCGACAAGGCCAAGGCGAUCUGGCAGCGCAACUGGAAGCCGCCGAUCGAGGGCACGGCCCAGUGGCGGCUCAAAGCCCGGUUGUGUCACUCCAAUGUCGACGAUCUUACCACCCGAGUCUUUGGGGUCGAUGCUCCGACGGUUGCGCUUGCAAUUGACCUCUACCGCAACUGCAACGACAUUGGUGCGGUGCGGGCACUGUUCAAGGAGCUGCGAGAGGCUGGGUUCCCACUCAACUCGAACCACUACACAAGCUAUCUGGAGGCCCUGCUGGUGCUGGGCCAGCCCGGCGAAGCGCUGCAAGUCUUUACGACGAUGCAGGCCGACGGGGUGCGGCCGAACGUCAAGAUCUUCUCCAAUGCCGUCUGGUUUGCCAAAAAGACCCUCAGCAACCCGGAGAGGUUUCUGGAACAGCUCGACCAUGUGCUCGGGCGCUAUCCGGACCUGAAGAAGAGCCUCACGAGCUUACACAAGCGUCAGCAGCGACAGCCGCCGCGCAAGAUAUCGAUGGUCGAGUAUGUUCCUGAGCCAAACUAG